GUCAGAGCGCCAGAUGCAGUACACACCACUGUAUCUGCUGAUACACAUCCUGUAACGGAAAGCAAACUUAAAGCUUUCAGUAUUGGUAAAAUGAGUGCUGCCAAACGGACUCUGAGCAAGAAGGAGCAGGAAGAAUUAAAAAAGAAGGAGGAUGAGAAGGCUGCUGCAGAAAUUUAUGAAGAAUUCCUUGCUGCCUUUGAAGGAAGUGAUGGUAAUAAAGUGAAAACAUUUGUAAGAGGAGGAAUCGUUAAUGCAUCUAAAGAGGAGCACGAAACAGAUGAAAAACGGGGUAAAAUCUAUAAGCCUUCAUCACGAUUUUCAGAUCAAAAAAAUCAACCAAGCCAGCCAUCUAAUGAGAAGCCUCCAUCCCUCUUAAUGAUAGAAACCAAAAAGCCUCCUUUGAAGAAAGGAGAGAAGGAAAAGAAGAAGAGUAAUUUGGAACUUUUUAAAGAAGAAUUAAAGCAAAUACAAGAGGAGCGUGAUGAAAGACAUAAAACAAAAGGUAGAUUGAGUCGUUUUGAACCACCCCAGUCAGAUUCAGAUGGCCAACGUCGUUCAAUGGAUGCUCCUUCAAGAAGAAACAGAUCAUCUGGUGUACUGGAUGAUUAUGCACCAGGGUCACAUGAUGUUGGAGAUCCAAGCACAACAAAUUUGUACCUUGGAAAUAUUAAUCCUCAAAUGAAUGAAGAGAUGUUAUGUCAAGAAUUUGGACGCUUUGGACCAUUAGCGAGUGUUAAAAUUAUGUGGCCAAGAACUGAUGAAGAAAGAGCAAGAGAAAGAAAUUGUGGCUUUGUUGCCUUUAUGAACAGGAGAGAUGCGGAAAGAGCACUAAAGAAUUUAAAUGGCAAGAUGAUUAUGUCAUUUGAAAUGAAGCUCGGCUGGGGCAAAGCUGUACCUAUACCACCACAUCCAAUAUACAUUCCGCCUUCUAUGAUGGAGCAUACCCUCCCGCCUCCUCCAUCAGGACUGCCUUUUAAUGCCCAGCCCAGGGAGAGAUUGAAGAAUCCUAAUGCUCCGAUGUUACCACCACCAAAAAACAAGGAAGAUUUUGAGAAGACUCUGUCGCAAGCCAUAGUCAAAGUGGUUAUCCCAACAGAAAGGAAUUUGCUCGCUUUGAUACAUCGAAUGAUAGAGUUUGUGGUACGGGAAGGGCCUAUGUUUGAAGCCAUGAUCAUGAACCGAGAAAUCAACAAUCCGAUGUUCAGGUUUUUAUUUGAAAACCAGACUCCAGCCCAUGUAUAUUAUAGAUGGAAGCUUUAUUCAAUUCUUCAGGGAGAUGCUCCAACCAAGUGGAGGACAGAAGAUUUCCGUAUGUUCAAAAAUGGCUCAUUCUGGAGGCCGCCACCAUUGAAUCCAUACCUGCAUGGGAUGUCAGAAGAGCAAGAAACGGAAGCAUUUGUUGAGGAACCAAACAAGAAGGGUGCACUUAAGGAAGAACAGAGGGACAAAUUAGAGGAAAUACUGCGUGGAUUAACACCUCGGAAGAAUGAUAUUGGUGAUGCAAUGGUUUUCUGUCUAAAUAAUGCGGAAGCUGCUGAAGAAAUUGUAGACUGCAUUACGGAAUCUUUGUCCAUUCUGAAGACUCCCCUUCCUAAGAAGAUUGCAAGAUUAUAUCUAGUGUCAGAUGUGUUAUACAACUCUUCAGCUAAAGUUGCCAAUGCUUCCUACUAUAGAAAAUUUUUUGAAACAAAAUUAUGUCAGAUAUUCUCUGAUCUCAAUGCUACUUACCGUACAAUACAAGGCCAUUUACAGUCUGAAAAUUUCAAGCAACGGGUAAUGACAUGCUUCCGAGCAUGGGAAGACUGGGCUAUCUAUCCAGAACCAUUUCUGAUCAAACUACAAAAUAUUUUCUUGGGGCUUGUAAAUAUCAUGGAAGAUAAAGAAACGGAGGAAGUACCAGAUGAUCUUGAUGGUGCUCCCAUUGAGGAAGAGCUCGAUGGUGCUCCUCUAGAAGAUGUGGAUGGAAUUCCUAUUGAUGCUGGUCCUAUUGAUGAUCUGGAUGGAGUCCCAAUUAAAUCGUUGGAUGAUGACCUGGACGGAGUUCCUUUGGAUACAGCUGAAGACUCAAAAAAAAAUGAGCCUAUAUUUAAAGUUGCCCCUUCAAAGUGGGAAGCAGUGGAUGAAUCAGAACUGGAAGCUCAAGCUGUUACUACUUCUAAGUGGGAGCUUUUUGACCAGCAUGAAGAAUCUGAGGAGGAAGAAAUUCAAAAUCAAGAAGAAGAAAGUGAAGAUGAGGAAGACACUCAGAGUUCUAAGUCAGAAGAGCAACACAUAUAUUCCAAUCCUAUUAAAGAAGAAAUGUCUGAAUCCAAGUCAUCAGUCAAAUAUUCAGAAAUGAGUGAAGAAAAGCGUGCCAAACUCCGAGAGAUAGAGCUUAAGGUGAUGAAGUUUCAGGAUGAGUUAGAGUCUGGGAAAAGACCCAAGAAACCAGGCCAGAGUUUUCAGGAACAGGUUGAACACUAUAGAGACAAGCUGCUCCAGAGGGAAAAAGAGAAAGAGUUGGAAAGAGAACGGGACAGAGACAAAAAGGACAAGGAAAAAUCUGAAUCCAGGUCCAAAGAUAAGAAGGAAAAGGAGGAGUGUACACCAACAAGAAAAGAGAGGAAAAGGCGACACAGUGCUUCACCUAGCCCAUCUCGCAGCAGUGGCAGCAGACGAGCAAAAUCUCCGUCACCAAAAUCAGAACGCUCAGAGCGCUCUGAACGGUCCCACAAAGAGAGUUCACGUUCUCGGUCAUCACAUAAAGAUUCUCCCAGAGAUGUCAGUAAAAAAGGCAAAAGGUCACCAUCUGGCUCCAGGACACCCAAAAGAUCGAGAAGAUCACGAUCCAGAUCCCCUAAAAAGUCAGGGAAAAAAUCCCGGUCUCAGUCCCGUUCUCCUCACAGAUCUCACAAGAAAUCAAAGAAAAGCAAACACUGACAAUGUUUAAUAUUUUUUAUGAUGCUGUCACUGGAAAUGCAGUUUUGUUUUUGUGCCUGAACAGUCUGUUAAAAAACAAAAAAGCAUUCCUGAUUUUUUUUUUUGUGAAUGCAUGUGUAUACUCAUGAGUAUCAGCAUCUGUAGACCUGUCAUUGUUUUAUAUUGUACAAAAUACCUUCAUUCUGGCUAUUUCCCAAAUGCAACAUUUUUGUGUUUAGAAGUUUCAUCAGAAAUGUGUGUAACUGAUCUGCUGGCAGUAGUGAUAUUUUGUUUUAGAAUGUUGUGACAUAGCAGAAAUAAAUGUUCCCCCUUUUUGUAGCUUUGACAAAUUGAAUUAGAUUUCAAAUAAAAUCUGAACAGAAAA
Messenger RNA from Eurypyga helias (sunbittern), 3283 nucleotides. It is a transcript of the gene U2SURP, whose product is annotated as U2 snRNP-associated SURP domain containing. NCBI's taxonomy places the organism in Eukaryota, Metazoa, Chordata, Aves, Eurypygiformes, Eurypygidae. Gene Ontology annotation, biological process: RNA processing. Gene Ontology annotation, molecular function: RNA binding. The transcript has 26 exons. The record is from RefSeq and is a predicted model, not a curated record. Gene Ontology annotation, cellular component: nucleus. The annotation marks the transcript as partial.